GUCCGUUCAAGAGACCAUUCGGGCAAAGCAGACAAAACAGUUUCGAUGCGGGAAUGAUCAUUGAGGUUAGCGAUGAUGAAGACACGUCUGAUGAAGAUGAUGAGCUGAGCAGUGCAAAGCCUUUGAUCAAAGCCAGCGCGAAUCUCACCGGCCAACGUGAUAAGAACAUUCGUGACCUGCCACCCUUACGAGACUUCCCACAGCGUUCGGCAGCCUUCAACAAACCGCCGGGCGUCUUCACGCCCCCGCUGGGAACUCCUGGUGUAUCAAGCGAUGCUGAGGAGCUAAGGAGAAAAGAACUGGAGAUCACAUCUCUUAACCAGAGAAUUCAAGAGUAUGAGAAACGCAAAGCCGCACUCAAGGCAAAAAAUCCUCUCACGCAGAGUCAGCCUCAGACCCCGUCUCGGGUAAUUGUGAAGACAGAAAAGGCCGCUGCGGCAUCGCAUGCACCUGCGUCAGGCACAAGCUGGUCUAAGGAACCUGCGGAUCGACGCACUGAGCUCAAGGCUACUCUGACUGCACGCAAUGCCGACAUUGUCGACCAAAAGGCUAGAAUCCUCGAGAUGCAGAAACAGAUGGCCGACAUGCAGCGGCAGUACGAUCAAGACAUGGCAAAUCAACAGAAACUUCGUGAAGAACUCGAAGGUCUGGAUGUCAAUACAGACGGAAUGACACAAUCCGAAAUGGAGGCUAAGAAACAGGAGAUCGACGACCUCCACGACUUGGAGGCUGCUGAGCUUGCGGCCAACGACGUCGCUGCAGACAAUGGCACAGAUGUGUCCAUGAGUGAAGGCGACUCUGAUAGCUCCAUCGACGACAUUGUUCCCGGAACUCAAGUGGCUGUAGCUGUAGAACGUUCGGCAAGGGACAGAGACGCGACAACAUCCAGCCCCGGUCGUGCGCGAGUCCUUGACGACAUCCGCGCUGAUCGCGCUAAAGCAGAGCAGGCCCAUAAUGAAGCUUCGAAUUCCGAUUCUGACUCCGACUCUGGCUCUAGUAUGUCUGAGAGCUCGGAAUCUGAAGAUGAUGGAGAAGAAGAAGGUGAUGAGCAAGCAAAGUCCACAAGCAAGGUCGCAACAGAUGUUUCUGACAGUGCCGGGUCUGACGGUGGAGGUUUGGAAGACUCUAGUAAGUCUUUCAACGAUGAAUUCGCAGCCGCUGGACCCCACGAUGAGCCCGUAUGGCUUUUUGUCAGGAAUGUACCACAAACGGCAACCAAGGCUCUUCUCUCCUCUUUCUUUGGAGCCUUUGAUGUCGAGCGCGCACAUCUCCCAAAGCAACCCACAAAUGGUCGAGGCACAGGCUUUGGCUACGUCAAGCUUCCUCUAUCGCAAGCUGUCACUGCAAUUGACCAGCUCAGUGGACAGCACAUAGAGGGACGUAAAGUCUCUGUUCAGAUCACGAAGUUUGAGCCAAAGUUGUCGCCCUCGCCAUCACCCCAACCGAGUUCUGCUUCCUCCGAGAGCAGCAGUGACGACGAAAUGGAUAUUUCCACAGGCUCCGACUCCGACUCUGAGGACAGCGAAGACGGGAUGAGCAACGCUGCAGCGACAUCCACCGAGCCACAAGAAACCGUUCCUACCGGUACAUUACCAAACGGGGAACUCGCUUCUGAUUCGUCAAGCAAUGAAGAUGAGGACGAAGAUCGAAUGGACCUUGAGUCAUCAGAUGCAUCAUCUGAAGAGUAUUCUCCAGAGCCUGCUGCUGUUUCUGUUUCAUCCCUGCCUCAGUCGCAAUCCAGUAAUAUCAGCAGACCAACCCUUGCUGACGAUUUAGCCCCUGAACUGCAGCCUGCCGUCAAGCAACAAGUUGAUGUACAUGAAGCGGUCAGCACGGCACCCUCGAACGGGACAGCCUUCAAGCCAUACGAGAGUCUUCUUAAGAACUUCAAGGGAUAUCGUUUUCAUCCCGACUACCCUCGUGAUGUCCAGGGUGGAUAUCGUUCGUUGACCUACAGUCAUCAGAUUGACCCCAACAAAGAGCUCUGCCGUUACGAAGUUGCUUCAGGUGUUUGCAAUGAUGACUCUUGCGAAUACCAGCAUUUCCGCGACAUGGCUGUGUCCGGUGCGUCCGAGGGCGCGACCUCCUAAAUUUCUUUUGUUCAUGCAUUCUUCCAUUCUUCCGACUUGUUACCACAGCCGGCGGCCAUGCUUGCUCGGCACGUAUGGUCUACAACACUCCUACGACGUAUUCUGAUUCUAUAUGGUGCGGUAGCUGACUUAGGACACUGACGUUGCAGAUGACGCUCUUCUCGUCCAACUGGGUAUGAACGGCAAUCCCGCCAAAGUCGCAGAAUACAGACAAGGCUUGAGGGAUAUUUUACAGCAAAU
Molecule: messenger RNA, 2330 nt
Organism: Aureobasidium subglaciale EXF-2481
Lineage: Eukaryota; Fungi; Ascomycota; Dothideomycetes; Dothideales; Saccotheciaceae
Exons: 3
Coding region: 54-2090 (678 amino acids)
Cellular component (GO): nucleus; exosome (RNase complex)
Molecular function (GO): RNA binding; metal ion binding
Source: RefSeq, a predicted model, not a curated record